CCUGUCUCAAGACGAGGGUGCACAAGACAGCUCCUGAUUACAACUUCAUAAUGAAUACCCAAGACACAGAUAUGGUAAGUAAUUCUAAAUCUUCAUUCUUUUAUAUUUAAAAUCACGUGUUUUUUCAAAAUAUGAAUGCCUAUGGGGUUGUUUUAUCUCUAACUGUAAGGGUCUGUAGUAUAGACUGUGUACCAUAUGUUUUUGUGUUUAUUUUUAACAACGUAAGGGUCUAUUAUAUAGAGUCUGCACUGUUUGCUUCCGUGUCUGUGUGUUCUAAAAGUUACGUACUGACCAUAGCUAGUAAUGUUUUUAAUGUAUGCAAAAUCCUUAUCUAGCUCUAGGCAUUUGCGGCUCUUAUCCAUGUAUGUUGUUGUAUAUAUGUGUUAUGCUGAACUUAUCCGUGUAUGUUGUUGUAUAUAUGUGUUAUGCUGAGCUUAUCCGUGCAUGUUAUAGAAUAACAUUUUUAAAAUAAAUGAUACUACAGCAUUAACCAUUUCACUGUGGCUGUUAGACAUUUCACUGUGGCUGUUAGACAUAGAAACAUAGAAACAUAGAAUGUGACGGCAGAUAAGAACCAUUUGGCCCAUCUAGUCUGCCCAAUUUUCUAAAUACUUUCAUUAGUCCCUAGCCUUAUCUUAUAGUUAGGAUAGUCUUAUGCCUAUCCCACGCAUGCUUAAACUCCUUUACUGUGUUAACCUCUACCACUUCAGCUGGAAGGCUAUUCCAUGCAUCCACUACCCUCUCAGUAAAGUAAUACUUCCUGAUAUUAUUUUUAAACCUUUGUCCCUCUAAUUUAAGACUAUGUCCUCUUGUUGUGGUAGUUUUUCUUCUUUUAAAUAUAGUCUCCUCCUUUACUGUGUUGAUUCCCUUUAUAUAUUUAAAUGUUUCUAUCAUAUCCCCCCUGUCUCGUCUUUCCUCCAAGCUAUACAUGUUAAGAUCCUUUAACCUUUCCUGGUAAGUUUUAUCCCGCAAUCCAUGAACCAGUUUAGUAGCCCUUCUCUGAACCCUCUCUAAGGUAUCAAUAUCCUUCUGAAGAUACGGUCUCCAGUACUGUGUACAAUACUCCAAGUGAGGUCUCACCAGUGUUCUGUACAAUGGCAUGAGCACUUCCCUCUUUCUACUGCUAAUACCUCUCCCUAUACAACCAAGCAUUCUGCUAGCAUUUCCUGCUGCUCUAUUACAUUGUCUGCCUACCUUUAAGUCAUCAGAAAUAAUCACCCCUAAAUCCCUUUCCUCAUAUGUUGAGGUUAGGACUCUAUCAAAUAUUCUGUACUCUGCCCUUGGGUUUUUACGUCCAAGAUGCAUUAUCUUGCACUUAUCCACAUUAAAUGUCAGUUGCCACAAUUCUGACCAUUUUUCUAGUUUACCUAAAUCAUUUGUCAUUUGGCUUAUCCCUCCUGGAACAUCAACCCUGUUACAUAUCUUAGUAUCAUCAGCAAAAGACAUACCUUACCAUCAAGACCUUCUGCAAUAUCACUAAUAAAAAUAUUAAAGAGAAUGGGUCCAAGUACAGAUCCCUGAGGUACCCCACUGGGGACAAGUCCAAGCUUCGAAUAUAUUCCAUUAACUACAACCCUCGACAUUUCACUGUGGCUGUUUUGUCAAACAACUGAUUAGUGUCAUUAAUUGUAAAAUGCUGACAUAGUGUUCACGUAUUAAGCGCUCAAAUACUUUAUCACGUUUCAGGCAAAAAUUAGUCGGACAACAAAUGAAAACAGGUUUUACAGAAGGCUCACGGUCACCUCACAGGGUUGUAAGUUUUCUAUAUUAAGAAGUGUUUAAAAAUUAUACACGUUUAUGUUGUAGUCGUUUAUGCAUAAAAUAAACUAAGGCUCAUUGUAUUAUUUUAUUUAUUUAGAUCCUUUUAAUACUGGGGUAUUGGCUGAAAGACCCCUCAACAUACAUCCACGUGGACCAUUAAAAGCAGGUGUGUUAUUAUAUAAUGUUAUAUGCAGCUGUAUCAUAACCGGUUUUAUGCCUGUGAUAAUUAUAUUUCUAUUUAUUUUAGAAACAUCCAUAAAAAGUACAAAAACCCCAGUAGUUUCUAAUGCAUGUAGAGGCAUUAGUAGCUUACCAAUUGCGGAUCACCAUAGUAAGACAUACAGCGCGAAUGCCAGAGAAUGCAGGGACUGCAACUCGCAUAAAUUUAAACAGGGUGAGUAUAUGUAUGAGUUGUUUGUUUAUUUGUAAAUUUAUUUACCAAAUAAAUAUAGUAUGCAUACCUGCGUGACUGAUUUUAUUACCUGUAUGUACAUAGGUAUAUUAAAAUAUUCAUUUAUUUUUGUAUACAGCAUUAAAGUUGUCUAUAACUCGGAGCUGCUCUACAAGAGAUAUUCCAGUCACACGUAACGACGGACACAUGUCAACAUAUACCGCAGGGGUUUUAAGGCAGCACCCAUUUAGUGCGACAUGUGUAGGAAAGGAGCCUCUACAAAUACAGUCAUUAACUACAACAAAACACACGUCUCGGGGUAAGCCAGCAGUCAUAUCACCAGUCAAUGUGUCAGGGGGUCGACAUUUCACUGUAGCACCCAAUGUAUCUGUGAAACAUUCCAUUACCCCAGUAAAUGUACCUAUACAACCGAUCCCUAAGAAAAGUAGACCUGCUUUACAAGUCAUAACACAAACCAUCUGCAAUGAUAACAACAUAUAUAUAGGGACUACAUCAUUGACAUCCAGAAUUACCUCUGUAGAUGUGCCAACACCACCGCCACCUAAGGAAAGUAGAUCUGUUUUACAGGCCAUAACACAGGCUUACAGCAAAAGCACACACACAUAUACAGAGACCACAUCACCACUUGAUGCUAAAAAAUGUAUAUUGUGGUUCUUGCGUGUCAUUCCUUUAUGGCUUGAAGUCAAGGAUGUUGUACAACAUACAAACAAUGAAAUAUUCAAAAUAUUAAAGGACACUGCUCUUUUACAGUGCAGCAGGCCUCUUAGUCUAAAACUUUACGCUGCUAGUCAACCAUUUAGAAUUGGGCAUGCAUUGUUAUCCCAUGAUGGUCUUGACAGUCCAUUGAGCAUAUGUGGUGUUACACCAAACAUUAUAUUACCCCAUGACAACGGUUGUAAUUUAUUACCGUGGUUUUUUAAGGAACUUGAUUUUUGGUUAGCUUUAAGAGAAUUUAUUGACUCUGUGAUUAGUGAGAUUUGUAAAAUUACUAUUGUGACUGAUGAUGAGAUUAGACAAAGCACUUUUUUAGACCGUUUAGAAAGACUUGACCGUGCUACAGAUGCCUUUCGCUCAGGACUUAAUUUACUGAACCCUGCGUGCCUUGUCAUGGCUGGUCGGGGAUUAUUAUCCCGAGCCAAGAAAUGGGACAGACAGAGACGUAUAGCUAAGCGUCGUGCUAGAACCGUAAAAUGUGCCAUAAAUACAUUGAGAGGUGUAUUACGUUCUGCGAUGUCUAGGCAACGACGUAAGACCCCCUUAUGAUGCAGAUAAAUGUUUAACCCCUGUGAUACUUCCACCUGAAAAUGGCGUAGACACUCCUGGUACCCCUGUGACACCGCACACAAAUGAUACUGAAAUAGCUCCAUCGCCUACUGUGAGGAUCCUAUCCUGACAAGCAAGCCUUUUUGUUCCGUUAAUUCUGUUUCUUUAAAACAAAGUUCCUGCACUGGUUAUGUUUUACCACUUGUGGCUUCCUUGCCUCUAGUUCUGGAAACUCACCUUAUCAUCCUCACCUGCCUGGACUAAUUAGGUUCCUACAAAAUGUAACACCCAACUCAACUCCUUGCCUUGACAUUGAAGUUGAUGAUUGCCUGAAAGACUUCAAAUCCUGGCUCCUGUGUUAUAACCUGUGGACUUACCAUAUUGGCUUAAAAAUCUGCGUUACUUACCACCCUGCUCCAGACUUGAGUGAACAACUCUACUUACCUGCUUUAUCUACAAACCUGCACCAUUGCAGCCUGAACAACCCUACAUUCCUGCUUGACACCCAACUGGCUUAAUUCUAUACUGGACUUUAAUUUAGUAUUACUUUGUGGCUACCUGCGUUACUCCUACAUUGGAUUUACAAACAUUCCAGAUAAUAUUGGUAUCAAUCAGAAAAGACCUGUUACUGCAGUACAAGCUCUAAUCCAAAGAGACUGAACAACUAAA
This is a messenger RNA of Pelobates cultripes (western spadefoot toad), 4105 nucleotides long. The record is from the annotation of a GenBank genome assembly. Lineage: Eukaryota; Metazoa; Chordata; Amphibia; Anura; Pelobatidae.